CUGCAGUGACCAGUCUUUUAUCAGUUUCUCUUACAUUUACUUGCUGCCUGACUCAGUAACAUAAAACAUGCAUCAAAUACAUUAUGACACGCACACCCUUCCCUGUGUGUCAUCAUGACUCCCAUCUGGCUGCUUGAAUGUGAAAUCAUCCUAGAGCAAGUAGCAGAAGCAUCAGCUGAGAGAUGUGGGAGGCCAUGUAGAAGUGACUAUUAGCAUUAUAUGGUAACUUGUCAACAAUCAGGCAUCCUGAUGAUGAAAACAGAAGCCAAGGAUGGAGAAGAGGAAAGUCUGCAGACGGCUUUUAAAAAGCUAAGAGUUGACACAGCAAGCUCUAUUGCUGCCCUUUCUGUGAAGGGUGAAGGGACAAGUACAAGAGCAUUGGUUAGAACAACUACUGAUGAAAGCAAACCCAAGACCACAUGUGCCUCUAAAGAAACUUGGCAUGGGUCUAUGAGGAAACCUUCAAGAGGAGCAGUGAGAACCCAGCGCCGCAGGCGUUCCAAGUCUCCGAUUCUUCCUCCUAAGUUUAUUCACUGCAGUACCAAACCACCUUCCACAUGCAGCCAGUUAGUAUGCAAGAGCCCAGCUGACCCUCUGGACAAAGCAAAGGAAAUCUGUGUAAAGGAACAAUCCAGUACUCAUGUCGAUGAUGCUGGCCCCAAAGGAGUUGGUACCGAGUCUUUGGCUUUUGUUACAGAGCAAGUGCCAGAAAACAAAGUGAAUAAUUCUCCUACUGCCAUUUCUCUAACAGUCAAAGCAAGUUUAAAGACCACAGAUCUUUCUGACUUUCAGUCUGUGUCCAAGCAAAACAUGAGCAAGCCAUGUGCAUGCAUGGACAAGAUCUGCCAGUGUAGGCGGUGGCAAGACAUGGAAGUGUACAAAUUCUCCGGCUUGCAGAACGCUCUCCCACUGCCACCUGAGAGAAGAACAGUCACUGAGGACCACUCUCAGCCUUUGGCAUCCCGAACUCCUUCAAGCUCUCCACGAUCUUGCUCUGAGCAAGCCAGGGCCUAUGUGGAUGAUGUGACUAUUGAAGAUCUUUCAGGAUACUUGGAAUAUUACUUGUAUAUUCCAAAGAAAAUGUCUCACAUGGCAGAGAUGAUGUACACCUGACUGCAAUGGGCAUUUAAUACUGAAGAGGGUUUUGGUUGAAAUCGAUCUUUGGUCACUCUCCACAUAAGCAACUCACUCUCUGCUCGCUGUGCUUGCAAUAAAAACACUUCUUAGCAUCUCA
This is a messenger RNA of Gavialis gangeticus (Gharial), 1234 nucleotides long. RefSeq names its product oxidative stress-responsive serine-rich protein 1-like. The transcript is spliced from 4 exons. Gene Ontology annotation, biological process: cellular response to hydrogen peroxide. The record is from RefSeq and is a predicted model, not a curated record. Lineage: Eukaryota; Metazoa; Chordata; Crocodylia; Gavialidae. Bases 220 to 1113 code for a protein of 297 amino acids.